Saccostrea echinata is the source of this 1868-nucleotide messenger RNA. Its product is annotated as protein adenylyltransferase SelO-like. The record is from RefSeq and is a predicted model, not a curated record. The transcript is spliced from 2 exons. Bases 1 to 1731 code for a protein of 576 amino acids. NCBI's taxonomy places the organism in Eukaryota, Metazoa, Mollusca, Bivalvia, Ostreida, Ostreidae.
AUGUCAUCUAGCGACCUACUUUCACUUUGUCUGUUUUCUUGUGUCGUUUUUCUGUGUUUUCUUUACACUGGCGCUGUUUAUCCAAAGUCCAAAGAGUGCAAAAGGCUUUGCAUUUUUGAUAUAAUCUUAAGAGAUCAAUGUCCUGGAGCUUCUAUCCUACACAGUUUUAAAACUUGGAGAUUCGAUCGAAGACAGGUCCUAGCUACUACUUUUCCUCUGGACCCAAUUUUGCAAAACUACGUGAGACAAGUCCCGAAAUGUUUAUUUUCUGUCGUCUACCCCGUUCCUCUUAAGACAGAGACGUAUCUUGUAUCUUAUUCCAAGUCAGUUCUCAAUCACAUUUUGGAUUUGUCAGAUUAUGUAACCACCUCAAAAGAAUUUGUAGAUUUUGUGAGUGGAUCCUGGGUGUUGUCUGGUUCCGUUCCCUUGUCCCACAGGUAUGGAGGACACCAGUUUGGCUACUGGUCAGGUCAGCUCGGGGAUGGAAGGGCAGUGAUGUUGGGGGAGUACACUAAUCAGCGAGGAGAGAGGUGGGAACUCCAGCUUAAGGGAUCGGGAAGGACACCAUAUUCUCGUCAGGGAGAUGGUAGGGCAGUCCUCAGGUCAUCUGUAAGGGAGUUCUUAUGCAGCGAGGCAAUGUUUCAUCUUGGUAUACCCACCAGUCGAGCAGCAACUCUAGUGGUGUCUGAUGACCCCGUUAUACGGGACCAGUUUUAUGAUGGACAUCCUCGAGUCGAGAGAGGAGCUGUUGUUCUUAGGUUAGCUCCUUCCUGGUUCCGAAUUGGAUCACUUGAAAUCCUGGCAAAAAAUAAGGAGCUUCAGGUUCUUCGUCAGCUUUUAGACUUUGUCAUUGAGAACUAUUUUUUACACAUAAAUACGACAGACAAGGAUAAGUACUUGGAGCUCUACAGUACGAUUGUGUCGGACACAGCUGAGCUGAUUGCCCACUGGCAGAGCGUAGGAUUCACUCAUGGAGUUUGUAAUACUGAUAACUUCAGCCUCCUCGCAAUCACAAUUGAUUAUGGCCCCUUUGGGUUCAUGGAGGAUUACAAUCCUAAAUUUGUACCAAACUCCUCAGAUGAUGAAGGUAGAUACAGCUAUGAAAACCAGCCAGAUGUAGGAGUUUUUAAUUUGGAAAAAUUAGGAGGAGCAAUAAAACCUGUACUGAAUCAGCAGCAGCUGAAACAAUUACCCUAUAUACUGCAAGGCUAUGAGAGAAUUUAUAAAGACAAGUUCAUGAAGUUGUUUAGGCAGAAGCUAGGUUUGUAUACAGACAAAGAGGAUGAUGAGAAUUUAAUUGCAGUUUUUCUAAAAAUCAUGGAAGAUACAAAGUCAGAUUUUACUAUGUCCUUUAGAGAACUUGGAGAAAUUGAUCUGUUAGGAUUGAAGACAGAGUCCGUCCCUCAGAAUUACUGGGCUUUAAAUACAAUGGCAGACCAUGAGUGGUUCUGGAAGUGGGUUGCAAUCUACAAAAAAAGAUUACAACUUGAAGGGACAACAGAAAAAAGAAGACAGUCUCUCAUGAAUAAAACCAAUCCAAGAUACAUACUGAGGAACUGGAUGGCCCAGGAGGCUGUAGAGAAAGCAGACAGAAAUGAUUUUAGUGGGGUCAAUAAACUUCUGAGUAUCCUGGAGCAUCCUAUGGAAUUUGACGAAGAAGCUGAGAAGGCUGGAUAUUCCUCCAGGUCCCCAGAGUGGUCCAAAUCUCUCAGGGUCAGCUGUUCUUCAUGACUAAGGGGAAAAACUCAGGGACAUUUAGUCAUAUUUUAUUUUACAAUCAUUUCAGUUGAUAAUGUCAUUGUGUUGUACAUGUAUGUCAGCAAUGGAGCUAGGAAGAAUGUUGAAAGAGAGAUAACUAUGGACUGUGA